Messenger RNA from Pygocentrus nattereri (red-bellied piranha), 4523 nucleotides. Its product is annotated as G-protein coupled receptor 12. Gene Ontology annotation, biological process: G protein-coupled receptor signaling pathway. Gene Ontology annotation, cellular component: membrane. The transcript is spliced from 2 exons. The record is from RefSeq and is a predicted model, not a curated record. The coding region runs from base 657 to 1649 and encodes 330 amino acids. Gene Ontology annotation, molecular function: G protein-coupled receptor activity. NCBI's taxonomy places the organism in Eukaryota, Metazoa, Chordata, Actinopteri, Characiformes, Serrasalmidae.
AUCACGACGAAUCGACCGGGCGCCGCUGUCUGCCAACCGCCAACGUUAUUAGAGGAAUGACAACCCAAAGCUGAAGAUCUCUCCCCCACCAGCCCCCCACCAGCCCCCGGCUAAGAAAAACCAAGUAAGACGAAUCGAUACCGCGGAAGAAGAAAGAAUCAGAGCGGAGCAGCGCGAGCUGGUCUCGGACACUGACCGCGCCACGCGCUCCACCUCGAACCCGUCUUCCCUUCACCUGAGAGGAGAGGAGAGACGGAGAGGGAGAUGGAGACCCGCUCGGACUCUCCGGUUGGUGUCAAUCUUUGUCUGCAACGUGCCUUCAGUUCGGCCGUCUGAUCCUCUCCGGAGGGUCAUUAACACGCGCUGUAAGUCUCCGGUGGUCGUCAUUCCGAAGUGUAAGAAGGGCUUUAGUGUAGACCGUCUCUGAGCGGGCAGCCCGGGUUUUCUCCUCAGCGAGGCUGUAGAUAAAAAUGGAAUAGGGUCUAAAAAUAGCAAAUUUACCCCCCAUUCACCGGCGCUCUGUCCUUAAUGGACGAGCCUUUCGGAUCACCACAGUAAACCGUUACUUCACUUAUUUCACCUGAUCAGUGACGAUUAGACAAGACUUCGCAUAAGUGAUUCAUCCUCCUCCUCGUCCCGAUGCCGCCGCCGCAGCCAUGAGUAACCCCAACGCCUCCUCCUCCUCCACCCCCGUCCCGGACGCACCCGAGGGCAGGAACGCCUCCUCGCCGCCACCCUCCGUCGCUGGCGCCGCGGACGUGCCCGUGUCCGUGAACCCGUGGGACGUGGCGCUGUGCGUGGCGGGCACGCUGGUGUCGUGCGAGAACGCGCUGGUGAUCGCGCUGGUGGCGCACGCGCCGGCGCCGCGCGCCCCCGCCUUCGUGCUGAUUGCGAGCCUGGCGCUCGCCGACCUGCUCGCGGGCCUGGGGCUCGUGCUGAACUUCGCCGUGGUGUACGCGGUGGCCGAGCCGGGCGUGGCCUCGCUGCUGUCGGCGGGUCUGCUCAUCGCCGCCUUCUCGGCGUCCGUGCUCAACGUUCUCGCCAUCACCGUGGACCGCUACCUGUCGCUGUACGGCGCGCUGACGUACCACACGGAGCGCGCCGCCACCUUCACGUACGCCGUGCUGGCGCUGGCGUGGCUCACGAGCGCGCUGCUCGGCGCGCUACCCGCGCUCGGCUGGAACUGCCUGGAGGACGAGGCCACGUGCAGCGUGUGCCGCCCGGUGAACAAGAGCAACGCGGCGGCGCUCGCCGUCUCCUUCCUGCUCGUCUUCGCGCUCAUCCUACAGCUCUACCUGCAGAUCUGCAAGAUCGCCUUCCGCCACGCGCAGCAAAUCGCCGUGCAGCGCCACUUCAUGAGCGCCUCGCACGCCUCGUCCACCACCAAGGGCGUGAGCACGCUCUCGGCCAUCCUGGGCACGUUCGCCCUCUGCUGGGUGCCCUUCGCCAUGUACUCACUGGUGGCCGACACGCGCUACCCGGCCGUCUACACGUACGCCACCGCCCUGCCCGCUAUCUGCAGCUCCAUCAUCAACCCCAUCAUCUACGCCUUCCGCAACCCGGAGAUUCAGAGGUCGCUGAGGCUCGCCUGCUGCGGCUGCCUGCCUUACAGCUUCACCUCAAGGCCCAGAACGCCCAGCGACGUGUAGAGAGGCGCACAGUCAGCAGCUGUAAACAAAACAACCACCACGUGCAGAGGGAUCCGCAUAUUGUAACCUAUACACGAGUGUUGGGGGUCACGUGUUUUGUCCAGGUGUGGUGAUCUCCUAUCGCGUUAACGCUGUGCCAGUACGUGUUGAUGUCUUUUGUAGCGUCUUUUGACUGUAUUUCGCUUCGACUGAGUUAUUAAGGCCUGCCCCCCCCCCUCCCCCAACCCCCAAAACGAAGAUGACCAUAUAUAUGCUUGAAGUAGUUUGGGGGGGAGGGGGGGCACAUAAAUGUAGCGUGGACCCUUCCUUUAGGUCAGUUGCCUUGUAGCACUGUGAGAUGCCAAAAAAGGCUUCCCAGGCUGUCACCCAAGCUGAUGGAUGAGAGAGGUUAUGAAUGUUAAACGCGGAUGUUUUCUUCCCAACUCAGGUUGAGACUCGACCAGAUGUUUUAGCACCGCAGACAUCGACACAGCGUCAUUCAGUGUAUGAAUGAUGGAGUACAAUAAGGAUAAAAGAGGAGAUUACGUGUUAAUGUACAAAAGUACCUUGUUUCUCACAGCUGUGUCUCCAAAGUUUUCCACUACAGUGCACUCAAUUCAUGUAGCAUGCUGAGGCAUGGUGCUGCCUGUGGCCACUGGUGGGGAAACGGCUGCAAUACACGUGUUCCUGGCAAACCUUCUCCAGCAAAUGAUCAAUAUGGCAUAACUCACCACGUAGACAGUGUUAUUCCCAUCAUGACUGCUUAUGAUGCUUAGUUGGACACAUUAAAAGUAGAGUAGGUUGCUUCCCUCAUCUCCUGACUAUACUCUUCAGCACUUUUGUCUUUGUGUUCACCAACUUAUAUCGGACAGUGACCAUUUCCUGUUACGUAGCAACCAUUAGUAUCAUCUUUUCAGCUCAAGAAACUACUGAAUGAAAUAGAUUAUGCGACGUCAGCCAGACAGAGAUAAAUGGGAGUGGCAUUCUCUACGCCCCUGUCCCAGAGUCCACACUUUCUGGUUUCGUGUACUUGUUCAUGUGCACCAAAGCAGGAUUAAAUAAGUGUUUGUCCCACAAAAUUGGUGACAUGUCAGCUGCAUCCAAAACCACGUAACUAGUGAUAGACUGUGACUAUCAGAGCUAGACCUUCAAUUUGGGUCAUAAAUGUCAACGGUAGAUUAAAACAAUAGAAAAAAAACCCACUUCUAUAAUAAUAAUGCUGAUUUCUGUCUAAAGCUCCCAUUCCAUAUCUUUUAUUUGAAGCUUUAAGCUUUGAAGUAAUAGACAUUCAAUAUUCUCGCAGUCCAAAAAAAGCAAAAAUCUUUUGCGAUUUUCAGGCUUCUGUAUGUCUUGAGCUCAGCAAUUGUCCAUUAAAUUAUAUGAAAAUUUAAUGAUGAUGGGUCCAAUAGAAAUGCUCCAAAACCAGCUUUCAAUAAAGUCUCUUUACACUAACUUAUAUUGAAAUUAAAGAUUGUUUUUGCCAUUUUGAUUUCUUUGGACUGCGACAAUAUUUUAUCUUACAGUAGUUUUACAGUGACUCUUUCAGCGAAGAGCCCUGGCACAAAGCUACCACUGUUGUCUAUUUAUGGACUGAAGGCUGGUCAGUGACACUUCUUAGACUUUUAAAAGUCCCAGUAUGACAAGUUUUAUCACAAAAUCGGUCCCGUUAUGAGUCAAAUGUGAUUGCUUGAUUCCUCUGUCACUUCCUAGGUAUGCUAGUAGUUAAUGUUUAAAGCCCUCAUUUCAGCUCCUGAAGGCCAACCAAUGGGGAGCUUGUUAAAUACCAUGGAGAAAAAAAGUCUUAUUGGAUAAUAUGUCUUGUUACGAUUUUAACUCUUAUCUAGGCUAAGGGUUAGGGUUAGUUUAAAUACUUGAGGAAGGAUGAUUCUAUUAAAUAAGAAUGUAUUUUUAGCUCUCAGAAAUCUGUAGACUGUAUACUAAACUAAUGAGUGCACCGCUUACUAUUUAGUAUGAUAAUGUGCAGCUUUAUUAGCAUUGUAAGGCUCGCUAUCCCACAAAGAUACAAUACAAAUCCGCUCUUCACAAGGGCUUGCACACUUUUGCUAAGUUCAGGAGUAUGCCGUGUUCGUGUACACUUCAGCAAAACUACAAACCGCAAGUGUUGACUUUGGGAGAGGACCAUAUUCAUUUUGCCUUACGUGUUCUCAAUGGCAAUAAUGUACCGUACUGUGUAUAUUAAUCACAUCAAUGCAUAAUGGAGUAAUAAUAUUCUUUUCUAAGACUAUUAGAGGCAAAUAAUAUUGCUGUGUGUUUGUCAUCACAUUCGUGAUUAAGUAGCCUGCUAGCCUAUGAGGUCUGCGAGUGUCUCAGAACAUGUGCAGAUCCGUCAUAGUAUCUCAAUAACCGUGCAUUGGAAAUGUAUCUCAUGGUCUGUUGUUGAGUUCGUUUGGGCAGUCUCUAUCCGACUCUAUUCUGCAAAUGUCGUUGGUAGAUCAGCCAAAGAGCUAAUUUCAACAACGUCUGCCAUUGGAAGUGGAUUGUAGGACUCACACUAUUCCAAAUAUUCUCGCCGUUGUAAGAUGUCAACAUGUUUGAAUGUAUGGUGCCAAGAUUUUUGUCUCUCUUUUCUUUUUUCAGUUGAGCAACUGUGAUGGUCUCAGCCUUGGUUGCAUUUGUAAGACACAUUUCUUACACUGUUUAUGUUUAAGGUCAAAUGAUUGAAGUUAUAGUAUGUGUCCCAACUGUUAACACAGAACUAUAUUUUUGUACAGUUUUCUGAAUGCUUGACACCAUGCAGUAUGAGUAGCUACCUGGGUGUUCAUCUGAUGUUGGCCUGUUUUAUGAUGCACAUUUGAGUGAUCUGCAGUUAACAAGAUGCUUUUUUGAGAUGUAACUAUUUAAUGAUUGUUUCUAUAAACAUCACAUUGCUCACCA